Molecule: messenger RNA, 3030 nt
Organism: Galdieria sulphuraria
Lineage: Eukaryota; Rhodophyta; Bangiophyceae; Galdieriales; Galdieriaceae
Product: aminopeptidase N
Exons: 3
Coding region: 20-2983 (987 amino acids)
Biological process (GO): proteolysis
Molecular function (GO): zinc ion binding; metallopeptidase activity
Source: RefSeq, a predicted model, not a curated record
AAGAGACAAGGCGAUACGAAUGGUUUGUGGUGGUCAAGUUUCCUGGUUGGUUAGUCCUUUGUUGAAAGUAAAUAUAUGGAGAAGCUAUAGUUUUUGUAAUUCUUGGAAACAAUCGACCGGAACAAGAGCACUUUCAAAGACAGAUUUUUCGUUCAACUUGUUACGUGGAAGAAUAACCACUUUUUGGCAGCGUUGGAAACAAUUCAAUAAUAUACACUUAAAGAAAAGAUUGAUUUGUAGUGCUUCAUCAACUACUUCUCAGUCGUUGGAAAGAGUAGAAGGAACACGAGUCAAGAGGCGCCAAGACUACAAACCUCCCGAGUUUUUGGUAGACCAAGUAAAACUCAAGUUCAUUUUGGAUCCUUCUGACACAAGAGUUUUGACUAAACUUCACAUUCGUUUUAAUACGGAUGCAUAUGGUAACUGCGACCGUGCCCAUUUUCACCUCGACGGUGAUAGGGAAGUAAUCGAACUCGUUCCCAACUCUUUGAAAGUUGAUGGGAGGUUGCUGGAAGAAGGAGAGGAUUACGACCUUUCCAAGGCGCACUUGAUAGUCAAAAACAUAGACGGUUCUGGAAAAGGAGCAUUAGUGGAAUUUCAAGUGAGCCUUAAUCCUUCCAAGAACACUGCCUUGAUGGGUUUAUAUUUAUCAAAGAGCAAUUUCUUUACACAGUGUGAGGCAGAAGGUUUUCGUAGAAUCACAUUUUUUCCGGAUAGACCUGACGUAAUGUCGAUCUUUGAGGUCACUUUGGUUGCUUCUAAACAAGAUUAUCCUGUUCUUCUUAGCAAUGGAGACUGUGUGGAGUCGGGUAGCUGUUCUGAUGAAAAUUAUCAUUAUGCAGUUUACAAGGAUCCAUUUCGAAAGCCUUGUUAUUUGUUUGCACUUGUUGCAGGUAAACUGGUCUAUUUGGAAGAUUGGUUUGUGACUAUGUCAGGAAAAAGGGUGAAACUUUGUAUUUAUGUUCAACAAGGCAAUUUACCCAAAGCGACGUUUGCUAUGGACUGUUUAAAACAAGCGAUGAAAUGGGACGAAGAACAAUAUGGUCGAGAAUAUGACUUGAAUACUUUCAAUAUCGUUGCUGUGGAUGACUUUAGUAUGGGUGCUAUGGAAAACAAAAGUUUGAAUAUUUUCAAUUCUAAAUAUGUAUUAGCGAAUCCAGAAACUGCAACGGAUUCUGAUUUUGAAGCUAUUCAGGCAGUAGUUGCUCAUGAAUACUUUCAUAAUUGGACAGGCAAUCGGGUUACUCUUCGCGACUGGUUUCAGCUGUCAUUGAAAGAAGGAUUAACAGUCUUCCGAGAACAAGAAUUUAGUGCCGAUAUGACCAAUCGUACUGUAAAAAGAAUUUCAGAUGUGAUGAGGUUACGUACUACGCAAUUUCCUCAAGAUGCUGGUCCUAUGGCACACCCCGUUCGUCCUGAAAGCUAUAUAGAAAUUAACAACUUUUAUACAGUAACAAUAUACGAAAAGGGAGCAGAAGUAAUUCGAAUGUUACGCAAUCUUGUGGGCCCUGAAGGUUUCCGUAAGGGGUGUGACUUGUAUUUUGAUAGAUAUGAUGGAAUGGCAGUAACGUGUGACGAUUGGUUAGCUGCUCAUCAAGAUGCCAACCCACAUGUGGAUUUGACUCCAUUUCGUUUAUGGUAUUCUCAGGCAGGCACUCCUCAACUGUGUGCUUCUACAGAAUAUGAUGCUUCCCAAUCCACGUUGCACUUACAUCUUGAACAAUAUUUACCUCCUACAGAAGAACAACCUGUCAAGGAACCCAUGCUCAUUCCUAUAAAGAUGGGAAUUCUAGAUAGAGAUGGAAUUCCUGUUAUGGUUGACGUUGGAGAUGGAAGCGCCGUGGAAUCUAAAGUCCUUAAUAUGAAAGAAUCCAAGCAAACUUUCUCUUUUUAUCACGUGCCACCAGGAAGUAGACUUUCUAUGCUUCGAGGUUUUUCUGCUCCUGUAAGGUUCGCAUGGAAACAUGAUCAACCUUCAGAUGAUUUGACUUUUUUAAUGGCCAAAGACAAGGAUGAGUUUAACCGUUGGGAUGCUGCACAAACUGUGACACUUCGGUACAUUUUGGAUAUCGUGAGACGAAUGCCUCAAGGGUCCUUAAAUCCUGACUCUAUGGCAUCUCUAGAAAUGUCACCAUCCGAUGAUGUAUUUGAAGCUUUUCGAAUGACUCUUUUGGAUGAGGGUUUAGAACAUCGAUUCCGUUCAACAAUGUUUGUACUUCCAUCAGAAUUGUUCAUUGCACAAUGGAUGAAGCCUAUUCGUCCCGAUGAUAUUCAUUUGGCACGUCUUCAUUUGAAGCGUCAACUUGCGACACGUUUGAGCUCGAGCUUUUGGUCAGUUCUCCAAAGAUUGGAAAGAGAACUGGAAGGUGAAUACCGUUUAGAUGCGGAAUCCCGAGGAAAGCGUGCUUUAAAGAAUAUUUGUUUGGAGUACCUUUGUUGUUCUCAGGAUCCAACGGCCGUGAGCUUAGCUCUCAAACACUUCAGAAAAGCAAAUAAUAUGACCGAUGCUUUGGCUUGUUUGAAUAUUUUGUCGAUAUAUGGAAAGGAAGAAGGCGAAAUGGCAUUGGCAGAGUUCUAUCGAAAAUGGGAACAUGAAUAUUUAGUUUUGGACAAAUGGUUUCGUGUUCAAGCGCUUGUUCCUAGCAAAGAUACACUUUCUAGGGUUCAAAACCUUUUGGAACACAAAUCAUUCGAUAUCAAGAACCCCAAUAAUGUAUAUGCAUUAAUUGGUGGAUAUGCAUUACAGAAUCCAUAUGCUUUCCACUUGGCUGAUGGAAGUGGAUAUAAGUUUGUUGCUGAUCAAAUACGCAAACUGGACAAAAUCAAUCCUCAAGUAGCUGCUAGAAUUGCCACUUCUUUCACUAUCUGGCGAGAGUUGGAACCUAACUUGCGCUCCCAUGUGAAAGAACAACUGAAUCUUCUGUUUUCUAGAAACAAUUUGUCAAGAGAUGUUUCUGAAGUAGUGGGGAAGUUGAUUGAAUAAAGUAUAAAAAGGCGACCAUUUAGUGAUGCUAAUGCCUGAGUGUGGAC